CCCUGUCGCCCUCAACAAGUCCAUUGUCGUCCAAGCCGCACCAACUCUUUCUGUUUCCCAUCACUCCUCCUGCAUCGCUCAUGUAGAAAUCCUUUCGCUGCCUGAGCGCGGCUGCAUAGCACAGACUGUUACCGCCAUGACGGGCCCCGGUUUCGGCUGUGCCUCUGCAGGCAGAGUCACCGCUGCUCUCUUGUUAUCCUUCCUGGCCGCGGCCCCUCCCUCCGCCGCCUCGGCCGAUCAGCAUCGCAUCGUCAAACAGGACAUGUUCCUGCCUCCCUCUCCGGGUUUUGACCCGCGGCCCGAGCCUCCGCACCCGGCAGAACACACCUUUACUCUACGACACAUCUACCACCAUGGCACCGACCGCCACCCGCGACUACACCGCAAGCGCGACGUCGUCGGUCGCGACGACUCGUCACCCCGCGUCUUUUUGGCUGCCGAAGACGACUACCCCGAACAUGAUUUGACCCAUCUCAAGGCCAAGAGCAAACCACAUACGAUAGAGCGCCUGGUGGACCGAAGACCUGUCGUGGUAGAUGCCAUGGUCGCACGAGCGCGGCUCGACGGUUACGCCGCCGUCCUCGAUGCCUCUGCCUGGACCAUGGACGAGGUCCCGGCGCCCGACGUCACCGACAAGGACACGGUCUUGAGCCUAGCGUACAUGACAGCCAACGCCUAUGUUGAGGACGAGGAUGGCGCAGACUGGGAGGAGGUCGGCGAGCCGUUCAAUCGUAGCGCCGAUUUCGGGUGGCAGACCGACGGCCUUCGCGGUCACAUCUUCGCCGAUGAGACCAACUCAACCAUCGUCAUCGGCCUCAAGGGCACGACCCCCGCCGUGUUCGACGGCGAUGGCACAACCACCAACGACAAGAUCAACGAUAACCUCUUCUUCAGUUGUUGCUGCGCCCAGCAGGGUCAGUGGACGUGGCACAAGGUCUGCGACUGUGCCACGGGCACGUACUCGUGCAACAACACAUGUGUCACGCAGGAGCUGCGCGAGGAGAACCGGUACUAUGCCGCCGCCCGAGAGCUCUUUUCCAACGUCACCGAGCUGUAUCCGGAUGCCGUUGUGUGGUUGACGGGCCACUCGUUGGGCGGCGCAGUCACGUCGCUUCUCGGCCUUACAUACGGUUUGCCGGCCGUCACGUUCGAGGCCGUACCCGAGGCCCUUGCCGCAUCUCGCCUCGGUCUUCCCGUUCCUCCCGGUUCCGACCCGAAGGCGCCGCAGACACGCGAGCACACGGGGACGUUUCACUUCGGCCAUACCGCGGAUCCCAUCUACAUCGGUACAUGUAACGGCGCCACUGCUUCUUGCUCAUUCGCCGGCUACGCCCUAGAGACAGCCUGUCACACUGGCCGUGAGUGUGUCUGGGACGUGGUGGCGGACAAAGGCUGGCGAGUUGGUAUUGGCACUCACAAGAUCCGUGCCGUCAUCUCAGACGUGAUUCUGAAGUACGACGAUGUUCCCGAAUGCAACUCGACCCCGGAAUGCCGAGACUGUGCCCCGUGGAAGAUGUACGAGAGCAAUGGAACGGAGAGCACAACGACGAGCCGGUCAAGCACGUCAACGCGGACACGCACCCGAACUUCGACUUGCAAGACACCAGGCUGGUGGGGGUGCCUUGACGAAACUACAGGCACAGCUACUGCGACGACAUCCUCGUCCACGUCCACGUCAUCUACUUCGACAUGCGAGACGCCAGGCUGGUUCUGGUGCAAGGACAAGACGACCACUACAGUCCCUCUUGUCACAACGAUAUCGACCACGAGUGUCACGACUGCCACAUCCACAACCACAUGCGAAACACCAGGCAGAUUCUGGGGCUGUUGGGAUCCAGCGGAAACGACAUCGGGGACUGCGCAGCCAGGCACGAUGACGACCAUGACGCCGCCCCGAAUCACUGCGACCGCGACAAAUGCAAGCACCGGGGCGGAAACCUCGGCAACGCUCAGCGCAUCCAGCGACGCGCCCCCAUGUCGGCACCGCAGCUGGACAGGUGCUUGCAAGGACCGUACCCUGGCCAAGGGGAGCAGGUUCUCCCCAGACGAGAUAUAGCAUAUCAAGCGAGUCAUGUAGAACAUAUUCUUCGUCUUUUGGGCACAAAUCCUGGAUGCUCAAGAGUUUGUUGCCAUAGUUCUCUGGUGCUGGACAACGCUUCGCAUCCGCGUGGCCGAGGGCAAUUGGGAAACAUUGCCUUUUGACCCAGUACACGUCCGCGACGACGACGACGAGGAAUAGCCUGCUCUCCAUACGGCGGGGGCUUUUGGGGUGUUGUUUCAUUUUCUGUCUUCCGCGCAGGGUUCGAAUUCAGUGCAAGGGUCAGCGGGCGGGCGUUACAUUCUGAGCGGCAUCACAUUACCUCACUUAUGGAUAUAGAAACGGCAGCGGGGGCGAGGGCGGCCUUGGGGUCAUGAUUCUGUAGCUUAGCGCAUAUAUACUACUAGAGAGCCAGGAAAUCAAUUUGUUUCGCUAC
Molecule: messenger RNA, 2474 nt
Organism: Purpureocillium takamizusanense
Lineage: Eukaryota; Fungi; Ascomycota; Sordariomycetes; Hypocreales; Ophiocordycipitaceae
Gene: ATG15
Product: Triacylglycerol lipase
Exons: 1
Coding region: 137-2056 (639 amino acids)
Biological process (GO): multivesicular body membrane disassembly; macroautophagy; neutral lipid catabolic process
Molecular function (GO): glycerophospholipase activity
Source: RefSeq, a predicted model, not a curated record